Cylas formicarius (sweet potato weevil) is the source of this 8132-nucleotide messenger RNA. Its product is annotated as eye-specific diacylglycerol kinase-like. Lineage: Eukaryota; Metazoa; Arthropoda; Insecta; Coleoptera; Brentidae. Gene Ontology annotation, biological process: intracellular signal transduction; lipid phosphorylation; diacylglycerol metabolic process. Gene Ontology annotation, molecular function: ATP-dependent diacylglycerol kinase activity; protein binding. The record is from RefSeq and is a predicted model, not a curated record. The transcript has 25 exons. Bases 927 to 4637 code for a protein of 1236 amino acids.
CGCGUUUUCAUACGCCCCAAAUAAAUUAAUUUUAAGCACCCUAUCAAAAGAAGACGACCGACUACCAACACUUUGUUCGGAAAUGUUAAAACGUCGAUAUGAAGCGAUUUUAAAUCGCCUUGGAGUGUUGACUGAUUCUGUUUGUGUGCCGGUGUAGAGAAGCGAACGACGUCAUUCACCGGAAAACGGAAAGAAUGAACGAUUCCGGAGUAAAUAACAAAUCGACGGAAUUAUAUCAGGUGUUGGAGCCUCAAGCGCCGGUCCGACUCACCAGACAUCGUUGGCAUGAGUCACGAAGGUAAGUCCGAUUCCGUUCCGCCAUUUAAUGUAAGUACACUGUCGACUUGAAAUUUUAAGCCUUACCUCUUAAAAGAUUACAGCGUGUAUAACGAGAAGCAGUUCGGCAUCGUUCGUUAACUUUAUAUUUAUACCUUUUUCGCUUCGUAUGUUUUUCGGACGUUUUAUAGCUCCCGAGUUAAUAAGGCGGAGGGUAAGGAUCGUAGUGUUUUCGUUGCAUUAGCUUUUACAAGUUUGUUUCCAGGAUAAUCCGAUAGGGAUGGGCGACGGUGGGGCUAAUGACAAACGACGGAGGAAGUAAUACACUUUGAUAGGGACCUAAGAUGAUUCCGGAUGCGACCUCAGUGACAAACAGAAUUUUUAGUUAUUGACAUUAUCCCUGACAAAGUGACCUAAAGUCUUCUUGUUCAAGAUGUAGUUGGAUCGUCUGCGUGUGCUGCUCUUAUUUAAGAAUCUCUCACGAGAUGGUUUGCCAACCUGAAAGCGAACGCUUCCGUUGUCGAUCAAAUAAAUCAAUGGAAAGCCAUGCGCUUCAACAGCUAUCUUGGGUCUACUGAUUUAUACCCUUCCGUAUCGACAUGAAAGAGGCCCGGCACCGGGGUCGACGGCCAGGUCUUCCCCGUUAAGACAUGCAGCGGCUGAGGACCACAUUCAAGAGGUCCCGUACGCCGACUGGAGCGGAAAUGAAAACCCAGAGCAGCUUAGAGGUGCCCAAACAGGUGCGAUCCGCGUCCUUUGACGAGAUCCAGCUGGAGGCGAAAAGGCAGCAACAGGCCGCGGGUCAGUCUUCUGAUCCUAAUGCUCUCCUCCGGGUGCCGCAGUUUCCCGAGCAACGGUCUCGAAGCGUUGAUUCGGGGGGCAGCGAGGAAUCUGGGAAUUACCUGGAAGUGCCCCUGAGGAGGUUCCAGAGGAGGCGAUCGUCCGGGGGUAAAAGUCCGGUAUGCGUUCAUUGCACCUGCGUGGAAGAGUACAACCGGUUGCACCCUCCGGAGGAAAUGACACCCAUGCAACAGCAGCCUUCCAUCAGCGUGAGUGAUUCCUCCAGCGAGUGCGAAGACGACCCGCCUCCCGAGUGCAGCAUAACGGUGACGCUAUCUCCCACCAUACCGUCACCACCGAUACAAUCACCUCCGCCCAUUCGACUAUCACCAAUGAUCGAAUUUUUCCCGCCGGAACCAGAGUCCGACGUGCCCUUAACACCCACGCAGACCCGAAGAAAGUCAAUACAUCGGCAGGAGGCUUUUUUCGCAGAACCGACGGGUACCUCAUUAGAGAACGUAUCGGAUGCGCCAUCCGAGCCCCUAUCGGACGCUACUUCUGAAGGGGGGCUUUCCGAUGCCGAGAUCGUUAGCACCAUCAUCCCGGGGUUGGUGGUGCGCGAUAUCUACCUGCAGGUGCCCGAUUUGAGACGCGACCGGGCAGCGUCUGUCGAUUCGUGUUUCUCAAAAGUAUCGGAGAAAAAGACUGAGGAACUGCAACAUUCCGGCGUCAGUUUGGAAGUGCCUGUUGGGCCCAACGUCGCUCUCAGAUCGCGAUCGGUCGACAUAGUGCUGCCGACCGAUGAGCAGGCGCGUUACAAAGCGCUGGCGAUGGCCGCGCCGUCGAACGCUUCUGCGCAGUAUAGAAAAUCAGUAGGUGGUGGCAGCGAGCGGGUGCUGCGAAGUACACCGGACUGGAACGAGGGGGCUAUCAACGGCGACCAUCUAUGGGUACCUACCUCCGUUUCCGGUGACUUCUGCUACGUAGGGGAUUCGGAUUGCACGAAACACGGUUCUCGUAUGAAAUGUUCAGCUUGUAACGUUCUGGCUCAUCAGAACUGCAUCAACAUUCUGGUCGACAGGGUGAGAUUUACGUGCAAGCCAACAUUUCGAGAUGUCGGGGUACGGCAAUAUCGCGAACAAACCUCCAUACAACACCACUGGGUCCACCGAAGAUCGGAGAAAGGAAAAUGCAAACACUGUGGCAAGUCAUUCCAAUCGAAAUUAUCGUUUAGUUCGAAAGAGAUAGUGGCGAUUAGUUGCUCGUGGUGCAAAGCGGCGUUCCACAACAAAGAGUCCUGUUUCAACGUUCAACGAAUAGGCGAAGAAUGUAAAUUAGGUGUACAUAGUAGUAUCAUAGUUCCUCCAUCGUGGAUAGUUAAACUACCCAAGAAAGGCAGUUUCAAAUCAAGCCUUCGAAAAACACCCCGAAAACGAGCUUCCAGCAAAAAAAGAACAAAAGAUAAGGACAAAGAACACAGGGCGUUCGUGGUAAAACCGAUCCCCUGCGCCAAUUUAACUCCCGUCAUUGUGUUCAUCAACCCGAAAUCUGGAGGCAAUCAGGGUCUCAAACUGCUUCAGAAAUUCCAGUGGCUUCUGAACCCCCGGCAAGUUUUCGACCUAACUCAGGGUGGGCCUAAAAUGGGCCUAGAGUUGUUCAAGAAAGUGCCUAAUCUACGAGUGUUGGCCUGCGGCGGCGAUGGUACCGUCGGAUGGGUAUUGAGCGUCAUUGACCAAAUUGGAAUGAACCCAGCACCCGCCGUUGGGGUUUUACCACUUGGCACUGGCAACGAUUUGGCCAGAGCUUUAGGAUGGGGUGGGGGUUAUACUGAUGAACCAGUAUCGAAGAUAUUAUCCAACAUCAGCAAUAGCGAUACCGUGCUCUUAGACAGAUGGUCCUUGGAAGUCGAAAAAAACACCAACGCCGACAGUACGGAGGAGGGUAAAGAAAACCUACCCUUAAACGUAGUCAACAAUUAUUACUCGCUGGGUGUAGAUGCCCACAUCGCGCUAGAGUUCCACGAGGCACGCGAGGCUCAUCCGGAGAAAUUCAAUUCGAGAUUGAGGAACAAAAUGUUUUACGGACAGAUGGGUGGCAAGGAUUUGGUAAAACGUAAGUGGAAGGGCCUUGCGGAUCUGGUGGCACUCGAGUGCGAUGGCCAAGAUAUCACUCCCAAGUUGAGAGAGCUCAGAGUGCACGCGAUCGUUUUCCUCAACAUUCCAAGCUACGGUGGCGGCACGCGACCUUGGAACAGAUCCAUGGGAGCAUCGGAACCUAGCACUGAAGACGGCCUCAUCGAAGUUCUCGGCCUUACAACAUAUCAGCUUCCGUUGCUCCAAGCUGGCGGCCAUGGCACUUGCAUUACCCAGUGCCGGUCUGCCAAAAUUAUCACCACCAAGACGAUACCUAUGCAAGUCGAUGGUGAAGCGUGUAAGCUCAAGCCCUCGAUCAUCACCCUUACGCACCUCAACAAGGCCAACAUGCUGGCCAAACGGAAAUUCGGCAAAUUCAUACCGCCCCAGGCAGCCCUAGAUAACCUCAAAAUCACUGUCAACAAAAUCAACAUGUCAGACUAUGAGCAGCAUCACUACGAUAAAGAUCUUUUGACCCAAGCAGCUAUAGCAAUCGGUACUAUAGAGGUAAACCCCAUCGCCGACUUGGAACAAGUCAGGGCGAUAAUCAAUCGAUUGAUUCAAGACAACCAAGAGUACAACAUACUUCCAGAAUGGUGUUUUGUGGAUUCCUGUACCGCCGAGAGGUUCUUUCGCGUGGAUAGGGCCCAAGAGAAUCUGCACUACAUCACGGACAUCGCCUGUGAACAUCUUUACAUUCUGGAAUGUGGAGUAGGAAGCGUUCCUCAAACUCCGGAAGACGAAACGGCGGUGCCUUCCCCAAGUUCCGGGCAGCAGGCACCUUACGUCAUACCGGAAAUGCGCAUCAGCGACGAGGGGAGUUUGGACUCCCCGAGCGAUCACCCGCCCAUGUCCCCAAAAGUGCUCCAGUCACCGGAGGAUUACCCGACUGCCGAGGAGACCAUCCCCGUCGAGAACCGCAACGGGGACCAGAACGCCGACUUGGCUGGGGUUAAAAUCAGAAGCAUUACCGAAAGGUUAUUCGCACUGAAUCAGGAAACUUAUCGUGCCUUUAGCAAUCCUGAGGAACGCCCUAACGAAACUUUGCUAAAAGCAUCAAAGACUGGAGACCUUGGGACGGUCAGAAAUCUCCAUUGUCGUGGGUACUCGUUAAAAACUAACGACUCUACGGGACAAACGAUGCUGCACUAUGCCGCCCGAUUCGGACACCAAGACCUCGUCCGUUACUUGAUCAAUUACGCGCCUUCUAUAAUAGAUCAAAAAGAUGUGAAUUUGGGUCAGACAGCUCUUCACAAAGCGGCAGCUUAUAAGCAGCGCAACAUUUGCUGCAUGCUGGUGGCCAGUGGCGCUUCUCUGGACAUCAAAGAUCAUCGCGGUAAUACCGCAAAACUGUUAGCACUUCAGGCCGACGAUCAGGAUCUCGCCGCUUACCUGGAAAGUCAGGAACACUUCAAAAUGGUCUCGGCCGAUUUGGGAACUAUCGUCUAAUAUUUAGCAAUAAUCUCUUAUGGCCCCUAAGGCGUUAGAAUAAUUUGUCUCUCUUUUAACAUGCCUUACUAUACUCUAGGUAUUUUUUCUAGUUUUAAGGAAAUCCUUAGUAAUAACGUUACACGAUGUGAUAAUAAUUUAAUACUGAUUAAGAAAAUUUUAACGUUACUGUAAAUUUCAAUUCCUAAAAAAGAUAUAGUUAUAUUAUCCCUCUGCGCGCCGCCCCUCAUAUAAAUGUAUCGCGGAAUACUUGGUAAACAAUAAGUGCGUACUCUAACCUCAAAUAACUGCAUAAUCGAAUUGCCAAAUUUUAUAUGAUUAGACAGUGUUUUUUUUUUAAUUCUAUAGAUAUAUAUUGUACAAAAGAUUUCUAUAUGCUCAUAUAUUACAUAUUACGAAAAUACCAAACGUCUAAAGGUGCACUUUAUUCUGAAGCAUGUAAAUCAUAUGUAAACCCUGCGAGUCGAUGUUUCAGUCACGAAGAGAAACUAAAGACACGUACGUUUCACUUCACGACUCGAUUUUCGGCCGCGCCCUGUACAUUUGUAUCAUAAUCUAUACAAAAGUAUUUUUUCACUAGAUACCCUUCUUCCUCUAUAAGAUACAAUCAUAGAUUUUUGGGUAAUUCCUAAAAUUAUAACACGAUGAUACAUAUCACUCAAGACAUUCCUCCGCGCGUACGAUGUAGAAUUUUAGUGUGGUUAUUUUUAGUUAUGCGACGAAAUUUCGUAAUAAAAAAACAGGGCAAUAACUUUCGUCUAGGACGAUCGUAGAUUUAAACCGAAAUAACGUUUUUCGAAGCCGCCAUGUCUGCGAAGCUUAAAAGUUGGCGAUCGUUGGUGCGAAUAAUUUUUCGGUUUUCUUACAUCGAGGUUGGUAAAAUUUCGAGAUGCCCCCGGAAAUUUAAAGUUCGCCAAUUUAAAUUGAAUUUUUGGUUCUUGGUAGAUCGCGCUGUAAUCGCAAAAACUUUCUUCUUGUGAAAUAUACGAUGAUACACUUUGAAUGUUUGCAUUAACUAAGUCUACUGGUCAAUAAUGCUAAUUAAACCUCUAAACCCUUAAAGUGAAUGAGUUUUUAUUGAGAUUUCACCAUUAAAAGUUUUUUAUUUCCUUUUAAGCUCUUAAAACUUUUUUAUUAAAGUUUAUUUAAUGUUCCUUAUUAAGUUAAUACGCACGUUUUGGAGGUAAUACGCCAUUUGCGGUAUAUCUUGAUGACCUUUGAACUUUAAGUGAAUAAACUUCACUCCACCCCUGUAUUAAAACGUAAGCAACCUUAACACAAAAUAUGUUCCAUUUUCAAAAAGAAUAGUUAUGAAGAAGCACAAACGACAACCUCUCACAUUUGAUAACGAAACGACGUCGCACGUGGUCAAGGCAAACUAGUACUUGACCAAAUGAUUUCAAAAUAUCAAGAAGCUGAUGUAUUCUUGUCAAAAUAUAAAGAUGUGUAAUAUUUCUAAAUUUUUGAUUUAAUAACAAAACACGAUUUUUAUCUUAAUGAAAUUUGACUUUGCCUUAACUAUAAAAAAAUAAAAAUCAGAUAAAAUGCGGACUUGUCUGAAGCUGAAAUUUUGACAGUGUAAUAAACAAAAUGUCUACUACUACUACACUGUAGGUGGCGCUGCGGCGACAACUUUUUCUACAAUUUUUAAAGAAGGUAAUAGUCAGUACCAAUUACCCGUUCUUUUUCAUUUAGAAUCCAUCUUGAGGCAGUAGUUAAAAAUUAAAAUAUUUAAUAUUUCUUUAUAGAAGAAUUGGACUAGAUUGUGUGGGUCCAAUCUAUUAGAACAGAGAACAGUGACCUCAUUCGGUUCCUAGACUUUAGACUCCGCUAAUUCUGGAACAUCUGCUUUCACAUACAUAAACUAUAGCUCUACAUUACUUCAAACAGUAAGAACACAAUGGAGAUUUGUCAUGUGACAAUAUAUUUAAAACAGCAGCAUCUAAAUGUGAGGGAUCGGUGUUAAGAAAUUACUGGUGGCGCUAAAAUAUUUAUAUAGAAGUUCGGCAUUCGGCCGCUGAGCAUAAUUACCUCUCCUUACCCUAAAUUCUCGAUAGAAAAAUGUUCCUACGUUAGUUUGCCUCAAAUAUUUGCAAACUCUCAAAAUAUUUUCAUCAUUAUUUUUCUCCCUUCAUGUUCAAUUCUUACCGAGGCGAACUUUAAUCUUGAACAAGGCGUCAGCUACUAACAUUUUUUCAACCCCGUUUAUACAACUCGACUUAGUUGACAUAUAUAGGUAUCGUUUCUAAACGAACUGUUUUCGCAAUCCGUUAAGAAGCGUCCCGAAUACUUUGAUCUUUCGGAUCAAAAGUCGUCAACCAUAGUUACCGCAGACUUGUUUCGCUGUAAAAAAACUUGACCCCACCAAUUUUUUUUGUGGCCGGAACCCAUUAGAUUUGGAAAACGUUAUCGCCGGACAUCCAUUACCGAAUUGUACGUAGAUUAUAUGUCGCUGUACAGGUACGUGAAUCGAAUUUAUUCAAUUUUGUGUCAAGACAAUCUUCGAAUCACUUAAAAACAAUGACGCUUUAACGGAACGUAUUAUUUUUUUUUAGGUUAAUUUCGGACUUGCGUGACUAACGAACCAACCGAGUCGUUCACUCUCAUACGUAUUUUUUUCCCGUAUUGUAUUACCUUUCUCUAUGCGAACAUACACAUUUAAAGUAAGAUAUGUAGAUAUAGGAAGUUCCGUUCCGGAACAAAAUUAUUUGUUUUCUCCGUAAAAGCGAUAUAAAAUCUUCCGAUGUUAUGUGCAACGGAUAACGAGCGCUGUGAAAACUUGUCAGCUCUCUUAAACUGGCAGCAAAAACUGUUCAGUUUUAAUUCAAACUUUUUACAUUAGCAAUUAUUUUGUAUUGAAACCAUCGAAAUAACAAAGACAACAAAAAUGUAAAUGAAAAGUGCUGAAUUUAUAUGUUAUAUCCAUGUAUUAUUAUUCAAAGUUAUUCCGUGAUGUAGCUUAGGCUGUAUCUGUAAUUGUUUAGUUUCAAUUUUAAAUAUUGAAUGGCCAUAGUCCCGUAGCAACGCAAUGCAUCAAAAAAUGGCAAAGACGUCCCGAUGAGUUCACCCAACAAUGUAAACAACUUUGCAAGACGACUAAAAAUUUCUCGCCAAAGAAUGGACAUUUUUCGCAAAAAUACCCAAAUGACUAACGCAUAGACGCUUUGCACAUCGACAAGGAUAUGUCGAAGUGGUAACUAAUCAAAAUUAGGCAACUUCUUGAUUCACUAUAGAUGCAACGCAUUCGUUGGAGUUUUCUGGCUGUUGAAAAAUGACGACUUUUAUUUGGCACUCAAAUGACUGGUGUGGAAAGAGACUUAACCAUCGAGAAUAUAAUGAAGAUUUGAUAGCAUUGCAAGUUUAUGAAAAUUAUUGAUUAUCAAUUUGAAAAAAAUAAUUUGCGCCUUUUUUAAAAUACAAUGCGUCUCUGUUAUAAUAAAUAAGUCGAUCGUUGACGUUUCACGCAUACAGGAACUUUUUUGUCAUGACAGUACG